Messenger RNA from Aureobasidium uvarum, 483 nucleotides. Lineage: Eukaryota; Fungi; Ascomycota; Dothideomycetes; Dothideales; Saccotheciaceae. The record is from the annotation of a GenBank genome assembly.
AUGGAAUGGACGCUCAACUCACACCGUUCCUUGCCCUCUUGGCAUCAAAACAAAGUCGUUCUAGUGGGCGAUGCCAGUCAUCCUAUGUUGCCAUACCUAGCACAAGGCGCUGCACAAGCCAUCGAAGACGCCGGCGUUCUCCAAGUCGUUCUCAACAAAUCGUCCACAGAUAUCGGUCUGGCCAUCAAAAUAUACGAGCAAGUCCGCAAAGCCCGCGGUGAAGCCGUGCAAGCCUCAGCCUCUGAAGUACGCACAGCUUUGCAUCUCCCAGAUGAUCUUGAGCAGAGAGAGCGUGACAACAAGAUACGCUUGGCUGGUCAGGGUAAGGGCGACAAUCCUGAUCUGUGGGCAGACAAGGAUAUGCAACAGUGGCUGUGGAGCACCGACAUCAUGAAGGAGACUUUGUUGAAGUGGCCAGAGUGGAGAGCCAGGGCCAAGGGCACACAUUUGUCGUCGCUGAAUGCAGUGGCAUAUUCUUGGUGA